GCCUCUCAACGAACGACCGCCACGACCAACACCCAUCGCUGUCAGACGGCUUCCGCGAUGCCUGCACCAGCGCCCUUUUCGUCCCCGCACAACCAGCCUGCAUUCCCCGCUCUUUACCUUUACCCCCUCAACGACACUUUUAUCCCAAAACACAUCGCUCUCGUCAACAACCAGCGCGUGAAGAUUGGCAGACAAACAAAUGCCAAAACUGUCCCAGCAGAACGAAACGGUUACUUUGACUCGAAGGUUUUGAGUCGCCAGCAUGCAGAGAUAUGGGAAGAGGACGGCAAGAUAUACAUCAAGGAUGUCAAAAGCUCAAACGGCACUUUCAUCAACGGCAACCGUCUCAGUCUUGAGGGUGUUGAAUCCCAGCCCUUUGAGCUGAAAAACGACGACAUCGUGGAAUUCGGCAUAGAUAUCAUUGGAGAGGACAACAAAACUACCAUUCAUCACAAAGUCGCUGCCCGUGUCAUCUGUGUUUUCUCUGAAGAGGAUGCUCAGAUAGCCGCCCGAGUCGAACAAAUGCAGAGCAAUCCAGCAGCCAACACUGUCUCAAGUCAACAAGGCCCCAAUGGUGUUAACAAUUCUUUCUCGUUUGCCCAAGGCCAGAAUGGCCCCUCCCAAGCGCAACGCAGGCCCACAAUCCAGUCCCAAGGACUGGGAGGUUUGGGUGGCAGCAUGCGUCCUCCUGGUAAAGGCGGUCUGACAUUCGACCAUAUCCUAAGUCGACUGCAAGGCGAACUCCAAAAGAGCCGAGACACAGGUGCUGAGCUCCACUCGUUGAGCAACGCCAUGAAUGAUAUCCAUGAUACCCUUAGCGGUUCCUCGCCACCCAAUCCUCCACACUACCCUCAAAAUCUUCCACCAGUCCGUCAACCUCAGCCUUCGAACCAGGGAGACGUCGGCGCUCCCAGUAGCGAUGCCGGCUCC
Molecule: messenger RNA, 930 nt
Organism: Serpula lacrymans var. lacrymans S7.9
Lineage: Eukaryota; Fungi; Basidiomycota; Agaricomycetes; Boletales; Serpulaceae
Exons: 4
Cellular component (GO): cytoplasm
Molecular function (GO): protein binding
Source: RefSeq, a predicted model, not a curated record